Rotaria sordida is the source of this 1089-nucleotide messenger RNA. Lineage: Eukaryota; Metazoa; Rotifera; Eurotatoria; Philodinida; Philodinidae. The record is from the annotation of a GenBank genome assembly.
AUGUUUUCUGUUUUACUUAUUACCUGGCUUCUACUAUUUAAUCAACAGAUAGUAGCCAAGACAGUUGGUGCUAAUAUUGAAUAUGUUGAAGAUGAUCUAGAUGAAGAAAUUUUAGUUACAACUGAACAUCCUAUUUUGAUUGAGAACACUACAAAUGAUGAUGAUAACUCUCAUAAUACUGUAAUUAUUGAAAAUGAAACAUCUACUCAUUUGAUUGAUCAAAACAAUAUGGAUAAAUCUGAAUUAUCAUUAGAUGAUAUUAUUGAAUUAAAUGUCGGUGGUCAACGAAUGACAACAUUUCGUUCAACUCUUACUGUUGUACCUAAUUCAAAAUUAGCACGUAUGUUUACUAAAGACAAUGAAACUAAAACGAAAUCAAUAAGUAAAGAAAAUACUGCAUAUUUUCUUGAUUAUAAUCCUGUGCAAUUUGCAUAUUUACUUGAUCAAUUACGUGCAAUUAAACGUAUGCCAAAUUUUGUACCAUACGAACUUGAUAUUAAACAACCAAAUGUAGAUGUACGUUUUAAUUUCUCUAAUAUGCUCAAUGAACUCGGAUUGAAUCCGGAACGUUUCUUGUCACCAAUCGUUGGUGCUCAUCUUAAUUUGAAGACAAAUUCUCUCAUUGGAUGGAAAGAAUGUUAUCGUAGUAAAUAUAAUACACCAUUCAAUGCUACAGUAUUGACGAAUACAUGCAAAGGCAAACGACUUCUUAUUGGUUGUCGUUCUGUUAAUGACAAAGAAACUUUAACUGUAGCUGGUGUAGGUGAACGUGAAAAUAUUUUUAAUCCAUGCCCGGUAAAUGGUCAGUGUACAAUCGAUAAGAAAAAUAAUAUAGGCUUCUAUUAUGUGGCGGAUUAUGUCUGGGGUUUCGAGGCACGUCCAAAGGAUUGGGUCGAUACUAAUUAUUAUGGACAUAGCAUGCAAACAGCUUUUUCACAUACGUGUGAUUCACGUGAUGAUCAUUCUGACUAUCGACUCUGUUGGUCGUUUUCUUCGGGUGUUAGCCGUGGUGGUGGAGAUAGAUGUGGAAGAGAAAAAAAUCUUCACAAUUCGAAAGAAUGGGAACGUCUCAUUUAUGAAACUAUUUAA